Molecule: messenger RNA, 1839 nt
Organism: Symbiodinium sp. CCMP2592
Lineage: Eukaryota; Dinophyceae; Suessiales; Symbiodiniaceae
Source: the annotation of a GenBank genome assembly
AUGGUGCAUCGGUUUCGCGGCCUCGCACAACUGCCCGACCCCAAUGGGGCACGAAUGGCCUGGAUCCAGGAUAUUAUGCUCCUGGAUUACGACGACUUCCUGAAGGUCGAGAUACUCCAGGCUCUGCUUCGCUACAUUCAGAGUCAAAGCCUCCUUCGAGGAGUGGCGAUGGCUGCCCUUGGGCGAGUGGUCAGAGAAGACUUCCCGGAGGCCGCUUACGGGAAGUGGGUCGCGCUUCUCAAGGCCAUUGCGGAGCAGGAUCGAGAUGACCUGGCACUGGCGGCGCGCAAGCACAUGGCCGUCUAUGCGCCUCACUUGCCGCUGCAGGAGGUUCAGAUCGUGGCAGGGACCAUCAUCAAGAUCGGGGGUCGGAACGACAUCAUCAGUGUCACUGAAGAGGUUUCUGAUGUCUCCAGGGCUGCCAUGUCCCAUGACAGCCAUGUAGCGAUUCAUAGACACUUUUACGGGCGGCAAAGCAACACUAAGUCACCCAUUCUGGGCAAUUCUGGUGCUGGCUUCAAUUUCUUCCGAGUUCUGACACCAGACUUCACCAUCGCACGACGACAGCCCGUGGCAGGCGCAACAAACAUCCAGUGGGAGCGCAACAGGCCGGCCCCUGUCUGCAGUGUCAGUUGGGCAAUUGCAAUGUUCACCUGGUCUGGAGAGGUGGCAUAUUGUGUCCACUUUUUAUUGCCAUCCGCCUCCGCGGACUUGCUGCACCACCUUCGCGACUCUGACACUUCUGGCAGCAGCACUGGCAAGAGGAGCAACUCCGCGUGGUUCAUCGACAGCUCCAAGAAGGUUUUCAGGACAAUGAUCGUGCCCAAGCACCCUGGAGCCGCUUAUUUGCAGUACGCGUGUCAGGGUCGGGAGGCCAGUGCUGGCUGCUAUGGCGACUACGGCCGCAACUGGUCGUGUCAGGGCCAGUACCAGGAUGAUUCUGACAACUACUCUGACAACAAUGGUCAGGGACAGUACCACGAUGAUUCUGGCAACUACUCUUACAACCAUGGUCCUGGCCAAGCACCCCAGAGUCAGGGCCAGUACCAGGAUUAUUCUGGCAACUACUCUUACAACAAAGGCCCUGCCCAAGCACCCCAGAGUCAGGAUCAGGACUGUGGCAGGGCACACCAGCGCCUCUUUUUUGCAUUGCGUCAGGAGCAUGGUCGUGGCCAAGCAGCCCCGAGUCAGGAUCAGGACUAUGCUCGUGCCGAGAACUUGGCCGAAGUCAGGAGGAUGGUCGUGCCGAAGCACCCCGGUCAGGAGCAAGACCGCCUGCCAGGCGUCAGAGAACCCCGCGUGGAAGACCUCACGACGGUGACGGAAAUGGCGCGCGAUAUGGGCUUAUCGGAGCCCGUGUGCCGCGGGGUGAUGGGCCUGCUCCGGUUUGGCCGGGGUGGGGCAGAUCCGACGAUUGGCCUGCAGGCCCGGCACCAAAAUCCGGGCCAGCGCCUGGACGCAUGGAUGCUGGCACGAAUCCACCGGGACUCCCGGAUGCUUCAAGAUCGUGCACCUGCGUCUGAGGCCAAGGCAAAGGCCUUGGCCACGGCCUCUCCGCCUCCCCUGUCAAAGGCCAAGGGCAAAGCGCAGCCAAAGGCUGCUGAUCAAGAUGCGGGUGCUUUUCCCAAAGCUCCCCCAGCCGCUAAAGCAGAGUCAGUGCCGAAGUCCCCGCCUGCAAAAACAGAGUCAAUGCCGAAGCCCAAGCCUGCUGAAGCAGAGUCAGUGCCGAAGCCCCCGCCUGCUAAAGCACCAGCAGAGGUAGACCAGGUAGAGCCUGCAGAGCCAGAGCCAGUGCCGAAGAAGAAAGCAACAUUCAAGGCUCCCCCGCCCGACCUCUGA